CUCUUCUCUGGCAGAGGUGGGAACAUUUUGCCCUAUGUGACUGCUAAGACACACCACUGUCCAUUCUUCCCUUUGCACGCCUUCCAGAAUAUUCCGUGGCAGUUAUUCCCAACCCACCAUCAGUUGUGCCAGGAGGAGGAAAUGCAGACCGUUUCAGCUGCUCCACCAUCAGCAGAAGAUAUUAACCAACUGAAGAAAAAACAGGGUGACUAUCUCACACCCCCAUUUGACCCACGCUUUCCAAAUACCAACCAGACCAGGAACUGCUACCAGAACUACCUGGAUUAUUACCGCUGUGUGAAGACCGUAAAAGCCAACGGCAAGGACGUCAAGGUGUGUGAAUGGUACCACAGGGUCUUCAAAUCCCUGUGUCCCAUUUCCUGGAUACAACGCUGGGAUAGUGAGCGUGCACAGGGAACCUUUGCUGGUAGGAUAUAAACUUCAACCUCCCCUUGCCUUAUGGACCCACA
This is a messenger RNA of Lacerta agilis (Sand lizard), 470 nucleotides long. RefSeq names its product cytochrome c oxidase subunit 6B1. Gene Ontology annotation, cellular component: respiratory chain complex IV; mitochondrion. NCBI's taxonomy places the organism in Eukaryota, Metazoa, Chordata, Lepidosauria, Squamata, Lacertidae. The record is from RefSeq and is a predicted model, not a curated record. Bases 142 to 438 code for a protein of 98 amino acids. The transcript has 4 exons.